AUGACAACGACAACGACUUCGGCUUUACUUUCCGACAAUGCCAAUAGAAUCUUUUCAACAUUAAUACCUGGACCCAAUCGAGCCCCAAGUCAUCAGUUGUACAACGCAAUCGGCGUCAAAUCAUAUGGAACCAUCACUUUUCCCGAUAACAAGUCUAAUCAUGCUGAGUUUAUUCGUAUACCACCAGAUGCAUCAGUUUCACACGUCAAAGAAUUACUUAAUAAGCAAUGGUGUCAUGGACGUCCGUCACUGGUAAUUUCUGUGACGGGUGGUGCAAAAGAGUACAAUAUGAAACCAAAGCUAUUACGAGCAUUUCGACGAGGUCUCCUCAAAGUCGCUCGAACAACUGGUGCAUGGAUUAUUACUGGCGGCAUGAAUACAGGUAUCAUGAAACUUGUCGGUGAGAUUGUUCAAAUAAAUCCUGAUCGUUCUCGACCAAUUCAUCUAAUUGGUAUUGCUACAUGGGGUUGUGUAUCUGGUUGUCAACAGCUUGAUGUACGUGGUUCGAAAGUUCCCUAUUUAAAACCUCGUAGUGAACAGAAAGGGGAAGCACCACUGGAAUCAAAUCAUACUGAGUUUAUUUUUGUCGAUGAUGGGACUGAACGAAAAUAUGGUCGAGAAAUUUCAUUUCGUGCUAAACUUGAACAAGCAAUAUCCGGUGGAUUCUUUGCAUCGAAAUCUACAUCGGCAACUAGUCAAACUAAUGCUAUCACUACCAGUUUAACAGGUCCUACAUCGAUGAGACAAGAACAAUCGGAUCCAGUACCAGUCGUUCUUCUCGUGGUGGAAGGAGGUCCAAAUACUGUUCGAACAGUUCACGAAGCUGUUGUUCAAAAUAAUAUACCAGCAGUUUUUCUCGAAGGAACAGGACGUUGCUGCGAUUUGUUUUCAAAAGCUUAUUUGCUGUACAAUGAAAAUCGUCAAAAACUAGACCUCACUGACGAAGCAAUUGCCAAUACCGAUCCUGCUAUUAUCGCAAAGCGUUUCGAUGAAUUAAAAAAUAAACUUCGAGACGAACUCAAAGAAGAACUUCAGGCCAUUAGUGGCGCAGCUGAUCCGUUGACGAGUACAACUAAUAAAACGCCGAAGAAGAGUGCGACGGCAACCCCGGAUAAGAGUGCUCGCGUUGUCGACACAACUGACUAUUUCGAAUUAGUUUACGAAUGCAUUCGUACACGACAACGAUUUCUAAAUAUAAUUAGUCUAAAUUCACGUAAUCCAGUCGAACCAGAUAUCGAUUUAGUUAUUCUACAAGCAUUACUAAGCGCUACAUCGGGUAGUGAUACGAGUAAAACAAGUAUGCAACGAAAGCGCGAACAACUCCAUCUGGCAUUAGAAUGGAAUCGUGUUGAUAUCGCAAAAAAUUGUAUUAUGAAAAACGAUCGAGACUGGGAGAAAAUAGACUUGCGUGAUUUAUUCAAACGAGCAUUGAACAAUGAUCAAGUUGCAUUUGUCAAAUUAUUUCUCGAUCAUGAUUUUUCUCUAACUGAUUUCUUCCGAGACCAAGAGGAAUUCGUUACAUUAUACAAAAUCGAUCAAUGCGAUGUCGACACGUUUUCAAGUAUUACUACCGAUCCACUACGAAGAAUUUACAAGAAAAAAAUUCAACCAUGGAUCGGAGACUUCUUCGAUGUCAACGCGGUAUUUCCUUCCAGUGAUACAUCUUCCAGCCAUGAAGCUAUCAAUGACAAUGGAAAUAAGUCAUGCUUCUGUUGUGAAUCACGACGCCAUCGGACAAAUGCAAGUAUUGAUCGUGAUGGAAGUAUUCAUUCAGAAGGUAAAUUCGAAAUGAUGAAAUGA
Molecule: messenger RNA, 1800 nt
Organism: Adineta ricciae
Lineage: Eukaryota; Metazoa; Rotifera; Eurotatoria; Adinetida; Adinetidae
Source: the annotation of a GenBank genome assembly